Microdochium trichocladiopsis is the source of this 672-nucleotide messenger RNA. RefSeq lists its product as uncharacterized. The record is from RefSeq and is a predicted model, not a curated record. NCBI's taxonomy places the organism in Eukaryota, Fungi, Ascomycota, Sordariomycetes, Xylariales, Microdochiaceae. Bases 1 to 672 code for a protein of 223 amino acids. The transcript has a single exon.
AUGGCUCGCCAAAUAUCGAGCAAUACUCCCACCCAGCAGGAGCUAUCACAAGUUCAGGCGCCGCCGGAUAGUCUCACUCGGGCUUCACAAGCGUUCUUCCAUGGUUUCGACUUCCGGGCGACCUCGGAUGACAGCCCGACGUCGCCUAUGGUCACCUCCACCCAAGAAGGACCAUCGUCCCGCCACGAGAUGUCGACGGAUGAUGAAAUCAGUACUUUGCAAGCGUUCGCCAACUCUACCAUCCAACAGGAGACCAAAGGCCACGAAAGCUUCUGUCACGCUAUCAACUACAGAGCUUAUCGUUCAGUGACAACCUCUGCUGACCGAGAUAUUCAAACACGCAUCCUGCAACGGCUAAUCGACCCAGGCUCGACGCCCUUUGAGGAUGAUCCACGAGAGUGGUUGGCCCAAACGUCUACCACGCUGAGAAGUUGUUUCAUUGAGACAGAAGUAGCGACGAAGAAGCACAUGAUGACCAUACACACAUUCGUACAGCAACUACAGCACACAAAAUCCUUAUUAAGACUUUGCGCCAGCAUCUGUGGCCCUCAGUCAGGCGUGAAUGAGGCUUAUGAUCAGUGUAUUAAGGCAGAGGGCUUUGCAAGGGAGUUGAAUAUCGCAUUCCAGCGUCGGGCAUAUGACCUUUGGGGUUCACUAACUUUGCCUGACUGA